Aphanomyces invadans is the source of this 1146-nucleotide messenger RNA. RefSeq lists its product as hypothetical. The transcript has 2 exons. Bases 14 to 685 code for a protein of 223 amino acids. NCBI's taxonomy places the organism in Eukaryota, Oomycota, Saprolegniomycetes, Saprolegniales, Verrucalvaceae. The record is from RefSeq and is a predicted model, not a curated record.
CACGACGUGAAGCAUGGACGACCGCAAGCCGAGUGAGGCGGAUAUUGAAAACCCUGAGAAACACCGCACAACCAAUGUCGACGACACAUCCGACGUCGAUAUGGAUGAAGAGGAAGAUGACGGCGGUGAAGUUGAUGUUCGGGGAGUGCCCACAUGGCUCAAGUACGAGCGCCAGCCAGGUUGGCACAAGAUGUGGGAAUUCAUGCACAAGCUGGAAACGCCGUAUCGAGUGGGCACGAGGGAUAUGACGCAUAUUUGCCUCAUGUGCAUGGAUUCUAUCGCAAAGUCAGGCGGGUCAUGGAAGAAAGCCCUGAAGCUCGUGGGAACCACGACCAUUGGGAUGAAACAUAUUGAACGAAAGCAUCCCCACGUGAGCCAAGAAAUCGAGUUGGCGCGACUCGAAAAGAAGGCCAACAAAGCCAAGGGGCUCACCAAACGGGCAGCACUCUUGGCGUUGUCACAAAUUCCGGCAGAAGUCGAUCCUCCCAAGAAGAAGUUCAGAGUUCUCCCCAAGCCGCUCUGGAUACCUUCGGCGGAUGUGGACACCAACGCGGUCAAGUCAGAAAUCCAACAGAAAGUGCAGUCUAUUGCUUCGUCCAUGACCCAAUCGACCAAAGUCCAAUACAUUGUAAGUGCAUGGACCUUCCGUUUUGUUGGCCCUCAUCUUUGUGGUAGCUCUUGGUAGUGAUCGGAUGCCUGUUCAAGCAUGGGCUCAUCUCUGCGGGCGCCCGAAGCGCUUUGAAAAGCCAGGCCAUCAGUGAGCCCGAAGGGAUUCUGCUGGCUGCCGUGGAACUGCUCUUGGUGGUGCGUUCUUGAACACUUGCCAAUGGUUUUGACGCGAUGGGUGUCGGAGCAGGACUGGGACUUGGAUGAGUGUGUCGACACAUUCUUGCGAGUGAGCCACACCAUCUUGGGAGCUGAUGACGUCGAGUAGAAGCGCCCGUCGACCUGCUCUGCGACGUGUAUAGCAAUAGAAUUGUGGACGCACAGGCCAUCAUGGUUUGGACUUGAUCGGCACGAAAAGACACCAAGAAUUCAUGGCGAAACUUUAUCCGGAGUCAAAAGAUUCUAAAAAUGUAGGAUGAAAUUUUAUUCAUGUUAAUGGAAAUCCUGUAUCUUUUUAUAAGACACAGGAAAUGCUUCUGC